Molecule: messenger RNA, 1269 nt
Organism: Stegodyphus dumicola
Lineage: Eukaryota; Metazoa; Arthropoda; Arachnida; Araneae; Eresidae
Product: piggyBac transposable element-derived protein 4-like
Source: RefSeq, a predicted model, not a curated record
AUGAGAGCACUGUUUGGUCUUUUAUAUUUAUGCGGAUUGCAUAAAUCUUCUCAUGCUAAUGCAAAAGACUUGUGGGACGCUGAUGGCACCGGAAUUGAAUUAUUCCGAAAGACAAUGUCUUACAAACGAUUCACUUUUCUUCUAAGGUGCUUGAGAUUAGACAAUGUAAACGAUCGCGAAGCUCGAAGACAGUUGGAUAAGCUGGCAGCUGUGAGAGAUUUCUUCAGCGAUUUCAAUAAAAAAUGUCAAGAAAUAUAUUCAGUUAGUGAAUAUGUUACAAUAGAUGAAAAGUUGGAGAAAUUUCGUGGCCGAUGUGCUUUUCGCCAGUAUAUGCCGAAAAAGCCGGCAAAAUAUGGAAUUAAAUUAUUUGCCGUAGUCGAUGCCAGGACAUAUUAUACAUAUAAUAUGGAAAUUUAUGCGGGGAAACAAUCGGAUGGUCCUUUCAAAGUUGAUUAUUCGCCAUCUGAGAUCGUAAAACGACUUUGUGCUCCAUUAUUUGGAUCUGGGAGGAAUAUAACCAUGGAUAAUUGGUAUACAAGUUACCCGCUAGCAAAAGAGCUCCUAUCAAAGAAACUCACUGUAGUGGGAACUUUGAAGAAAAAUAAAGCUGUAAUUCCUGCUGAAUUUUUAGAAACAAAGAAAAGAGAAGUAUAUUCUUCCAUGUUUGGAUUCCAAAAAGACAUGACAUUAGUAUCAUAUGUUCCAAAGAAAUCGAAAUGUGUAGUUCUUCUGUCUACAAUGCAUCAUGAUGACACGAUAGAUGAAAACUCUGAACAAAGUAAGCCAGAAAUAAUCCAUUUCUACAAUGGAACGAAAGGAGGAGUAGAUACUGUUGAUGAAAUGUCUACGCUUUAUUCAACAGCUAGGAAAACAAACAGGUGGCCUAUGGUGAUUUUUUACUGUGUUUUGAACGUGGCUGGUAUAAACGCGCGAGUGUCACUUAUGUCUACUAAAAAUCCUCCCUUGCAGUAUAAAAGUAGACGAAUGUUUUUGAAAACAUUGGCAUUAUCUCUCGUAAACCCACAAAUAAAGAGGAGAUCAAAUAUGCAAAUGUUACCCAGAGAAUUACGAGAGAAAAUGAAUCAGAAUUUCUCAACAGAAAGGAAUGCCGUUUCUGAAGAGAACUUGCCAAAGAGAAUGAAGCUUGGUAAAGGACGAUGUACAAUAUGUCCUCGAGCUAAGGACAAAAAAACAACAAUUUCUUGUAUGAAAUGCCAAAAUUUUACUUGCAAGGAUCACUCUAAUUAUGUUUGUGACAAAUGUGUUUAA